This is a messenger RNA of Lontra canadensis (Northern American river otter), 3437 nucleotides long. It is a transcript of the gene DCLK1, whose product is annotated as doublecortin like kinase 1. The record is from RefSeq and is a predicted model, not a curated record. Gene Ontology annotation, cellular component: axoneme; neuron projection. Gene Ontology annotation, biological process: intracellular signal transduction; retina development in camera-type eye; photoreceptor cell development. The coding region runs from base 278 to 2470 and encodes 730 amino acids. Lineage: Eukaryota; Metazoa; Chordata; Mammalia; Carnivora; Mustelidae. Gene Ontology annotation, molecular function: microtubule binding; ATP binding; protein kinase activity. The transcript has 18 exons.
CUCCUCCGGAGAGAGGCUGGAGUGAGGCUGUGCGAAGCGCCGCAUUUCAAUGAGAGCCGGCAGAGGCGCAUCCCUGCACUAGCGGCUGCAGCUGAGACGCCCGCGCUCCCCAGCUGCUGCAGCCCAGCCCCGGCCCCGCCGCCGCCCCGCAGCCCCGCAGCCCCGCAGCCCCGGCCGCGCCCAGCCCGGUGAGGACAGCACCAGGAGGCGGCCCCGAGGCGGCCACAAAGACCCCCGGCAGCGUCUCUCCGCGGACCGGUUCCACUUUAACUCCGUCAUGUCCUUCGGCAGAGACAUGGAGCUGGAGCACUUUGACGAGCGGGAUAAGGCUCAGAGAUACAGCAGAGGGUCGCGGGUGAAUGGGCUGCCCAGCCCAACGCACAGUGCCCACUGCAGCUUCUACCGAACCCGCACGCUGCAGACCCUCAGCUCUGAGAAGAAGGCCAAGAAAGUUCGUUUCUAUCGAAACGGAGAUAGAUACUUCAAAGGGAUUGUGUAUGCCAUCUCCCCAGACCGCUUCCGAUCUUUUGAGGCCCUGCUGGCUGAUUUGACCCGAACUCUCUCGGAUAACGUGAAUUUGCCCCAGGGAGUGAGAACGAUCUACACCAUCGAUGGGCUCAAGAAGAUUUCCAGCCUGGACCAACUGGUGGAAGGAGAGAGCUAUGUGUGUGGGUCAAUAGAGCCCUUUAAGAAACUGGAGUACACCAAGAACGUGAAUCCCAACUGGUCUGUGAAUGUCAAGACCACCUCGGCUUCCCGGGCAGUGUCCUCACUGGCCACUGCCAAGGGGAGCCCAUCAGAGGUGCGGGAGAAUAAGGAUUUCAUCCGGCCCAAGCUGGUCACCAUCAUCCGAAGUGGGGUGAAGCCACGGAAAGCUGUCAGGAUUCUGCUGAACAAGAAAACCGCUCAUUCUUUUGAGCAGGUUCUCACUGACAUCACCGAUGCCAUCAAGCUGGACUCGGGAGUGGUGAAACGCCUGUACACCCUGGACGGGAAACAGGUGAUGUGCCUUCAGGACUUUUUUGGUGACGAUGACAUUUUUAUUGCAUGUGGACCGGAGAAGUUCCGUUACCAGGAUGAUUUCUUGCUAGAUGAAAGUGAAUGUCGAGUGGUGAAGUCCACUUCUUACACCAAAAUAGCUUCAUCAUCCCGCAGGAGCACCACCAAGAGCCCAGGACCUUCCAGGCGCAGCAAAUCCCCUGCCUCAACCAGCUCAGUUAAUGGAACCCCUGGUAGUCAGCUGUCUACUCCACGCUCGGGCAAGUCGCCAAGCCCAUCACCCACCAGCCCGGGAAGCCUGCGGAAGCAGAGGAGCUCUCAACAUGGAGGCUCCUCUACUUCCCUGGCAUCCACCAAAGUCUGCAGCUCAAUGGACGAGAACGAUGGGCCUGGAGAAGGUGAAGUGUCGGAGGAAGGCUUCCAGAUUCCAGCCACAAUAACAGAACGAUAUAAAGUCGGAAGGACAAUAGGGGAUGGAAAUUUUGCUGUUGUCAAAGAAUGUGUAGAAAGGUCAACGGCUAGGGAGUAUGCUCUGAAAAUCAUCAAGAAAAGCAAAUGUCGAGGCAAAGAGCACAUGAUCCAGAAUGAGGUGUCUAUUUUAAGAAGAGUGAAACAUCCCAAUAUUGUUCUUCUGAUUGAAGAGAUGGAUGUGCCAACGGAACUGUAUCUUGUCAUGGAGUUAGUAAAGGGAGGAGACCUCUUUGACGCCAUUACUUCAACCAACAAAUACACGGAGCGAGAUGCCAGCGGGAUGCUGUACAACCUGGCCAGCGCCAUCAAGUACCUGCAUAGCCUGAACAUCGUGCACCGGGACAUCAAGCCAGAGAACCUCCUGGUAUACGAACACCAAGAUGGCAGCAAAUCGCUGAAGCUGGGUGACUUUGGACUGGCCACCAUUGUAGACGGCCCCCUGUACACGGUCUGUGGCACCCCAACAUACGUGGCUCCAGAAAUCAUCGCAGAAACUGGAUAUGGCCUCAAGGUGGACAUCUGGGCAGCUGGUGUAAUCACUUACAUCCUGCUGUGCGGUUUCCCUCCAUUCCGUGGAAGCGGUGAUGACCAGGAGGUGCUUUUCGAUCAGAUUUUGAUGGGGCAAGUGGACUUUCCCUCUCCGUACUGGGAUAACGUUUCUGAUUCGGCGAAGGAGCUCAUCACCAUGAUGCUGUUGGUCGAUGUCGAUCAGCGAUUUUCAGCUGUGCAGGUCUUGGAGCACCCCUGGGUUAACGAUGACGGCCUCCCCGAAAAUGAACAUCAGCUGUCAGUAGCUGGAAAGAUAAAGAAGCAUUUCAACACAGGCCCCAAGCCGAACAGCACGGCAGCUGGAGUUUCUGUCAUAGCACUGGACCACGGGUUUACCAUCAAGAGAUCAGGGUCUUUGGACUACUACCAACAACCAGGAAUGUAUUGGAUAAGACCACCGCUCUUGAUAAGGAGAGGCAGGUUUUCCGACGAAGACGCAACCAGGAUGUGAGGAGCCGGUACAAGGCCCAGCCAGCUCCGCCUGAACUCAACUCGGAAUCAGAAGACUACUCCCCGAGCUCAUCCGAGACUGUUCGCUCCCCAAACUCGCCCUUUUAAUAAGACCCUUUUACUCGAAGUCCUAGCUUAACCCUUUGAGACUCUGAGGUUGUUUUCCAAAUUUAUGUGAAAAGUUUCAUCUGAUCUAUCUAGCACUCAGUGCUUGAAAGGCAGAACAGAAAGUGUGUUUUCUGGUAUCUUUGUAGUGAUUUCUCUUUGCUGAACGAGAUGACCACAUGGUGUUUGCGAAGAUGGCAACUUGCUGCUAGUAGGGUCCUCAAAGGGUUAAGGCUAAUUUGCAACUUUUUUAAACAUAGAAGCAAUGAAUGUGUUCGUCAGUCAAACUAGGAUCUGCAGUAUUGUAAUAUCGCACGUUAACCCUCUGAGUGCAUAGGAUUUUAUGGAGAACCCCUGGGGAAUUUUUCAGGCCUUUGGAUGUAUGCACACACGCUUCUUGAUUUUGCUGCAGAUCAAGGAUGUUCUUAGAUGCUGAGAUGUCCAGACAAGAAGGACAUCUAGAACGAUAGCUUGCUUGUCGUUUUUUUUGUGGGUUUAGAAUAUAGCGGGCUUAUAACUUAGACAUAAGACCUCUCUUUCUUCUUCACAAUCCCAUUUUGAAAGGGACUUUUUUCACUAGAGGUAUGACUGUCCGCGGCCGCAAGUCCUGCAUCCCUAGUGGAGGCGAUUGGGUCUGUGGCCGACAGCCUGACCCAGGAAAGAGCUGGCGCCCCCUCCCCCACAUCGCCUCCACAUGAAGAUGGGCUGACGACGCCCCAGAAAUGCUGCUUCCACAUCAGUUGCUGCUAGUGACAGCGCAGACCCUCGGAAGUCACCAUACUUUGUCUUGUGCACAUGGUGAGUGAGGGUCUGCCUGCUCAGUAUGAGACAUCUAUAGAAAACAACAACAACAACAACAACAA